AUGGAAAAAGUUCUUCAGAAUCCUAGAAUGAAAAAUAUUGUGUCUAAGAACAAUAUUUUCAACGACGAUGCAUAUGAUUCCUCAACAUCUUCGAGUUCUUCAUGUUCGUCUUCAUCAUCAAGUAUCGCGACAGUAAAACAUAUAUCAUCAGCUCCACCGGUUGUUACUGAACCGGAGCCCGGUCCAUCAUCAGCUCUACAGGGAAAGGGAAAGAGAAAACAUGAUGAAAGCGAUACUAAGAGAAAACUGAAAAGUUCUAGUUUAGAUAUGUUGAGUAAAAGUCUCAUGAAAGAAGAUUUUCAUCAUCUCUCGAAUGAAUUCAGAAAUAAAGAACAGUUUAGAUUUAAUUACACAAAAAGGUGUAUAUCCAUAUGAUUAUAUUGUUUCGUGGUCAAAAUUUGAUCAAAAUCAUAUUGCAUCAAAAAACGAUUUUAUUUAAUAGUUAGACAUUCGAGCACAUAACUGAUGAUGAAUACAGGAGAAUUAUAAAAAUUUGGGAUUUGUUCAAUAUUCGUUCUCUCGGAGAGUACACAGAUCUGUAUCUCAAAAGUGAUGUACUAUUACUGUGUGAUAUCUUCGAAAAAUUUAGAAACACUUUUAUAUUAUUAUAAAUUAGAUCCUGUAUUUUAUGUUACAUCACCUGGUUUGAGUUGGGAUGCCAUGCUUUUACAUACUGGUGUGGUAUUAGGUUUAGUUAGUGAUAUUGAUAUUUAUCAAAUGUUAGAAAGAGGUAUUCGAGGCGGUUUGGCGAAAUGUUCUCUGAGAUAUGCUAAAGCCAAUAAUACAUAUCUAUCUGAUUAUGAUCCUUCUAAGAAGUCUAAUUUUUUAAUAUAUCUAGAUUUUAAUAAUUUGUAUGGCUAUGCAAUGAUGCAAAAAAUGCCAAUAAAAGAUUUUAGUUUCUUAUCUCUUCGAGAAGUUAACAAUUUCAAUGUAUUUAAUAUAUCCAAUGAUUCCGAUUAUGGUUAUAUAUUAGAGGUGGAUUUACUGUAUCCAGAUCACUUACAUCAAAGUCAUAGUGAUUUACCAUUUGCUCCAGAGAAAUUUGUCCCACCUGGUGGAAAAACAAAAAAAAAAUAUAGCAAGUCUGUAUAA
Molecule: messenger RNA, 1092 nt
Organism: Diatraea saccharalis (sugarcane borer)
Lineage: Eukaryota; Metazoa; Arthropoda; Insecta; Lepidoptera; Crambidae
Source: the annotation of a GenBank genome assembly